AUGGGACCUCAUGCAGCAACUAUUCACGGGAUGUAUAAAACAAUUGAGUUUAUGUUAGAGUCGGGAAUUAAUGUAAACUGCAAAACUAAAGAAGGAGAUACAAUGCUUUAUUUAGCGGCUUGGAAAGGUCACAGGGAAUUAGUGAAACUCCUCAUCAGUAAAGGGGCAAAUAUCAAUGACAAAAACAACAAUGGUCGCACACCAUUACAUGCAGGUGUUGAAUCUAACAAUGUUAGUGUAGUUGAGGAACUCAUUAAAACAAAUGCAGAUAUAUUUGACAUUGAUACUUAUGGCUAUAUGGGUGCUCAUCAUGCAGCAUGGGUUGGGAAAUGUGAUGUCAUCACAGUUUUGUUAGAGUCGGGGUUUGAUGUAAACUGCAAAGCAAAAAUAGGAAGUACAAUGCUUCAUUUUGCAGCUGAGAAAGGACACAGAGAAUUAGUGCAACUCUUGAUUACAAAUGCAGAUACAUAUAACAUUGCAACUGAUGGAUAUAUGGGUGCUCAUCAUGCAGCAUUGGGUGGGAAAUGUGAUGUCAUCACAGUUCUGUUAGAGUCGGGGUUUGAUGAACUCAUUGAGAGUGGGGCUAAAGUAGAUGUUCAUGACAAUCAACAAAAAACUCCUUUGCAUCUUUCAACAUAUUUGGGAGCUAUUCCGAUAAUGAAGACUCUUAUUCAGGCACAUACUGAUAUUUAUAGUACUGACAUAUGUGGCGACAUGGCUGCUCAUGUUGCAGCUAAAUACGGAAAAAAAGAUGCUUUAGAGUAUCUUUUAGGAUUAGGGUUUGAUGUAAAAUGCAAAACCAAAAUAGGAAACACAUUGCUUAACUUAGCCACUUCGAAAGGUCACCUUGAAUUAGUGCAACUCUUGAUCAACAAAGGAGCAAAUAUAAAUGACCAAGGUUGUUAUGGUUACACGGCAUUACAUUCAGCUGUUCAGUCUAACCAUGAUAGUUUAGUUCAAUACCUCAUUGAGCUUGGAGCUGAGGUAGAUGCUGAAAAUGGUAUGCUACAAACUCCUUUGCAUAUUGCAGCAAUGAUGGGGCAUAUGCCCCCACUGAAAACACUUAUUCAAGAAAAUGCUUAUAUUUAUAGAAUCGAUAUGUGCGCUAAUACAUGUGCUCAUGAUGCAGCCUUUAAAGGGAGAUGUGAUGUUAUAGAACACAUGAUAAAGUCGGGGUUAGAUGUAAACUACCCAACCAAAAUAGGAAUUACAUUGCUUCAAUUAGCAGCUUAUAAAGGUCACUUUGAAUUAGUGCAACUGUUGAUCAGUAAAGGGGCAAAUGUGAAUGACGAAGACAUAUAUGGUUAUACGGCAUUAGAUGCAGCUGAAGAAUCGAACAAUGAGAUUAUAGUUCAAUACCUCACUGAAUCUGGGGCUAGGGCAAAUAAUCAUGAGAAAAAACCACCCGCUAAGCAUCUUGCGGCAUUUAGCGGAGACUUUGUAGUAUUGCAAUCACUCAAACAGGAUAAUACUGAUAUAUAUAAUUUGCCAAAUUAUGGCGAUAUGGGACCUCAUGCAGCAACUAUUCACGGGAUGUAUAAAACAAUUGAGUUUAUGUUAGAGUCGGGAAUAUAUGUAAACUGCAAAACUAAAGAAGGAGAUACAAUGCUUUAUUUAGCGGCUUGGAAAGGUCACAGGGAAUUAGUGAAACUCCUCAUCAGUAAAGGGGCAAAUAUCAAUGACAAAAACAACAAUGGUCGCACACCAUUACAUGCAGGUGUUGAAUCUAACAAUGUUAGUGUAGUUGAGGAACUCAUUAAAAGUGGGGCUAGAGUAGAUAUUCAUGACAAUGAACAAUGCACUCCUAUGUAUCUUGCAACAUAUUUUGGACGUAUUCCGAUAAUGAAAAUUCUUCUUCAAGCAAAAGCUGAUAUAUACUACGAAAAUGAAAUUUAUAAAGAUAUGGGUGAUCAUAAUGCAGCAUUGGGUGGGAAAUGUGAUGUCAUUAUUGAUCUGUUAGAGUCGGGGUUUGAUGUAAAAUGCAAAACUAAAGAAGGAAAUGCAAUGCUUCAUUUAGCAGCUUGGAAAGUCACAAGAGAAUUAAGUGCAACUCUUGAUGGAGUAAAGGGGCAAAUGUCCAAUGGACAAAAAACAAAACAUUGGUUGGACAGCAUUACAUGCAGCCGUUCAAUUGCAGAUAUAUAUAACAUUGCUACUAAUGGAAAUAUGGGUGCUCAUCAUGCAGCAUUGGGUGGGAAAUGUGAUGUCAUCACAGUUCUGUUAGAGUCGGGGUUUGAUGUAAACUGCAAAACAAAAGAAGGAGCAGCAAUGCUUCAUUUAGCGGCUUUAAAAGGUCACAGAGAAUUAGUGCAACUCUUGAUCAGUAAAGGGGCAAAUGUCAAUGACAAAAAUAACAUGGGUUUCACACCAUUACAUUCAGCUGUUCAAUCUAACGAUGUUAGGGUAGUUGAGGAACUCAUUGAGAGUGGGGCUACAGUAGAUGUUCAGAACGAUAAACAAUGCACUCCUUUGCACCUUGCAACAGAUUGGGGAUAUAUUCCGAUAAUGAAAACUCUUAUUCAAGCAAAUGCAGAUACAUAUAACAUUGCAACUGAUGGAUAUAUGGGUGCUCAUCAUGCAGCAUUGGGUGGGAAAUGUGAUGUCAUCACAGUUUUGUUAGAGUCGGGGUUUGAUGUAAACUGCAAAACUAAACAAGGAAAUACAAUGCUUCAUUGUGCGGCUUUUAAAGGUCACAGAGAAUUAGUGCAACUCUUGAUCAGCAAAGGGGCAAAUGUCAAUGACAAAAAUAACAAUGGUUGCACACCAUUACAUUCAGCUGUUCAAUCUAACAAUGUUAGUGUAGUUGAGGAACUCAUUGAGAGUGGGGCUACAGUAGAUAUUCAGAACGAUAAACAAUGCACUCCUUUGCACCUUGCAACAGGUUGGGGAUAUAUUCCGAUAAUGAAAACUCUUAUUCAAGCAAAUGCAGAUAUAUAUAACAUUGCUACUAAUGGAAAUAUGGGUGCAUAA
Messenger RNA from Macrobrachium nipponense, 2970 nucleotides. Its product is annotated as serine/threonine-protein phosphatase 6 regulatory ankyrin repeat subunit A-like. The transcript has 5 exons. NCBI's taxonomy places the organism in Eukaryota, Metazoa, Arthropoda, Malacostraca, Decapoda, Palaemonidae. Gene Ontology annotation, biological process: protein localization to ciliary inversin compartment. Gene Ontology annotation, molecular function: protein binding. Bases 1 to 2970 code for a protein of 989 amino acids. Gene Ontology annotation, cellular component: ciliary inversin compartment. The record is from RefSeq and is a predicted model, not a curated record.